Durusdinium trenchii is the source of this 3543-nucleotide messenger RNA. Lineage: Eukaryota; Dinophyceae; Suessiales; Symbiodiniaceae. The record is from the annotation of a GenBank genome assembly.
AUGCCGAUGUUGCAACUGACGCAAGAGGAGAAACCCAUCAUUUGGCAGCCCUUCAAGUGUCCAAGAGGUCAAGCCCUUGAAGGUCUUGGCAAGAGGACCCUGGGCGCCCGGAUUCGCGGCUCCACCCAGUCGGUCGCCACGGUGAAGCGCUUCGUGGAAGACGACGCCAAGCCGCCGGAGGUGAUCGACGAGGCCACGGUGGCCUCCCACAAGCUGGUGCUGUGGACCCCCGCCGAGGACAACCCGGAGCGGCGCAAGGAAGUGGUGGUGGACUACGAUGUCUCGUGCAAGCUUCGGGAGCAUCAGCGGAUCGGAGUACCUCGUCUCCGCACAGUGCAAUUCCUCUUCGACUGCUUGAUGGGUCUCAAGGACUUCAACGGAUGCGGCUGUAUCCUUGCGGAUGACAUGGGCUUGGGAAAGACCUUGCAGUCCGUGGCAGCGAUUUGGACUCUCCUGACGCAGGGCGGCCCAUACGGCCGCGGCUGCUGCCGCAAGGCCCUGGUGCUGUGUCCAGCCUCACUGGUGAAGAACUGGGCGGGGGAGCUUGACAAGUGGCUCCAUGGAAAGUGCAAGUACCACGCCUGUGCAGUGACUGGCCAGGCGCAGGUGGCGGGCACCUUUGGGUCCUUCAAGUACGACCGCGAUUCGCGGGUGCUCAUCGCCUCGUACGAGACCUUUCGGAACCAUGCCCGCGAGGUGGAGGACUGUGGCAUUGACCUGGUGGUUUGCGACGAGGCGCACAAGCUGAAGAACGACGAGGCCGCCACCACCAAGUGCAUCUCUGCCUUGCCCGCUAAGCGGCGGCUGCUGAUCUCUGGCACACCCAUCCAGAACAGCUUGGAGGAGUUCUUCACCUUAGUCAGCCUUGCCAACCCAGGCGUCUUCGGCGAGCUGUCGGAGUUCCGGCGCAAGUUUGCCAACCCCAUCUUGCGCGGCCGCGAGCCCACGGCCACGCGGGAGGAGCGGCAGAAGGCCGAGGAGCGAUGCCGAGCAAUGCGGGUGACAACCGGGACGCAAGAGACGGAUGGACGUGGGAGCAGCUUGGGGGAGAUGUUGUCCGAAGUGUCUCACGUCACGGACCAGUUCAUCCUCCGGCGUACGAACCGCUUGAACGCGCGCUUCCUGCCGCCCAAGCAGAUCCUCAACGUGUUCGUGAUGCCGACGGACUUCCAGCGGCGCCUCUACCGGAGCUUCCUGAAGUCCAACGUGGCGCGGAAACUGCUGGAGGAUCAGAAUUGCAAGCUGACAGGGUCAGUUCUCAGCACCAUCAAGAAGCUUCAAGGCUUGGUGAACCACCCCUUCUUGGUGCGCUCAGCCCAACAAAAGCUGGAGGCUGGAUUUGAUGAUGAUGAGACUCGUGCCAUGUUCGAAGAGAUCGACCGCAUGGACAAGAGCCUCCGUGCCCGUGGGGCGGAAAAGCCCGUGCGGGAGGAACUCUCGGGGAAGUUGGCCUUGGUCCACCAGAUCUUGGCACAGAUCAAAGCUAGUGGGAACGGCGAUCGGAUCGUGUUGAUCUCCAAUUGGACGCAGACCUUAGACCUCAUCGAGCGGCUUUGCGCACAAUGCAAGUGGCCCACGCACCGCUUGGACGGCAGCAUGGCCAUCAUGAAGCGAAUGAAGCUGGUGACCGAUUUCAAUCGCCCGGAGAACGAGCAUGCCUUUGCCUUCCUGUUGAUCCUCCCCCAGCAUCCACUCAUGGACUUGCUUCGGGGUCACCUUUGUUGCGCGGUGGCUGGCGUGGGAUUUGCCGUCAAUUAUCUACCAGUGAAGAAGUUUGAUACCGGAGAUGGCAUUUUCUUCUGUGCAGCAAUGUCCAUUGGCAUUCUCUCGGUGGGACUUUGGACUGGCAUGUUCUUGACCAGCGAUGGCUUCCCAGCAUUUGAGCCCUUAGCCGCACUGGGUGGAGCAGUGUGGAUGCUCGGAAAUCUCAUGUGUCCCCAGAUCAUUCAGAUGAUUGGUUUGACGAUGUGGGAUCUCAGCAACAUGCUGGUGGGAUGGCUCAUUGGGCGUUUUGGCCUCUUUGGUUUGGAGAAAGACGUGGUGCACGAGCCAAUGUUGAACCUGAUGGGCUUGAUCCUGGCCGCUUUGUCCUUGGUCUUCUUCUUCGUCUCCUCGGUCCUCAACGUGUCACCGGCGCAAGACGCGCGCGGACCCAGCUGCGAGCCGCGCGAGCCCGAAGCGCCGAUCGAGCCUGAAGAUGAAGAAUCCAUGAGGUACGGCCAGCAGGCUUCAAAGGUGGAACCGGAACCGCUGGGACUGCCUCGGGUGGAACGUGUCCAGUCAUGGAUGUCUGAGAUGGUCCACCCGCGCGCUGGGCCUAGCUCGUGCCUGGAAGACGGAGCAAAGGAUGAGAAGGCUGACUUGAUAGCAGCGUUGCCUGGGGAUGCCACGAUUUUUCAGCUCUUCUUUGGUUCUUGCAUGUCUAUCACUGCUGGCGUGCUUUUUGGCACCACCUUCGUGCUACCCACGGCGUUGAAGGAGGGAAUCGUUGGGGAUCAUCACAGCUCCGACAUCAUGGACUAUGUCUUCAGCCAUUUCCUUGGCAUUUUUAUCACCUCCACCUUGGCCUUGUUCAUCUAUCUCGGAAUCAAGCGGGAAAAGAGCUUCACACCUUUGAGCAUCAUCGUGCCUGCCAUCUGGUCCGGAGUGAUCUGGGGCAUUGCGCAGGUCGCAUGGUUUCAAGCGAACUUGGAUUUGGGAUUCUCGGUGGCCUUCCCCAUGGUCGCCAGCCUUCCUGGAGUUAUUGGUUUGGCCAUCGGCAUUUGCUGCUUCAAGGAGCCGCCGAACCGGGACGUCCGGGUGGAACGUGCCCCGACCCGGCGCGGGGAUGGUCCGAAGGCGAUGGCACGGGUGUGGCGCGAUGGGCAAAAGAAGCCGUGCUACAUCUACCGGCUCUUCACCACCGGGACGAUUGAUGAGAAGGUCUACCAACGCCAGAUCUGCAAGGUGAGUGGCCAUCUCUGGGAAGAGUGGAUUGCUUCCUGGCAGGAUGGCCUUUCAAACAUGAUGGUCACGGAGACAGGAGAGGAUGAAGCGCAGAUGACCGAAAGCCUGGCAUCGGAUCUGGUGAAGGAUUUGUUUACCUUUUCGGAGAAGACCGCCUGUGCCACACACGAGAUGUUGGGCUGCCAGCGGUGUGGCGCAGGCCUCCCCGUGCCACAGGAGGAGGAAGUGCUGGAGGAUGACCUCAGCACUUGGUCCCAUCAUCCAGGAACUGAAGGUGUGAAAGACGAGAUCCUUCAAGCUGCAGCCAAGGAGCUUUCGACGCUUCGUACCUGGACACGAGGCCGAGAAGACAGACGGUUCAGACGUUCGUUCGAGCUCAACUCGGAGUGUUUUUCAGGGGCCUCCAGACUUGGAUGGGGUGGCCCACCAAUCCGGAUCAGGCCGGGGUAUGUAUGGGGAAGGUGGUUCGGUGGGGUGACUGGGGAUGACUGGGGAUGUAUGGUACCAGUAUGUGACAAUCCUGAUGAGGUUCUUACCUUUGGAGGUCCUUGGAAGUUCAGGGGUUGGUCAGGCGGGUCGUGUUCUGACUUGUCCUGA